AUAAUUGGUUAGUGUUUAGUUUUUCUUCGCCGUAAAGCACCCGUUCAUUGGUGUUAUUGGUUGCCAGACCAUGAUUGUCCACCUGUACCUAGUGGUUACACUACUGGUAACUACGCAAUGUACAUGGACAUAUGGAAAAGCCAUAGACCAGAGCGAAGCUACAGAAAAUAAGACAUCUGCUCAAAUAAUUGGUAAGAGAGUAGGAUAUGACUAUCCAGUUCCUGCCGUUGGCUUGACAGAACCGCACGACGCUGGAAUUAGUUCUUCUGGUGGAGGCACAUUUGGUGGCGAUAUUUCCAGUCAUGUUUCCAUCGAAACACUUAAUAUUCAAAACAUAGGGGAUGACACAUCGGGAUAUGGUGGAAGUGGAGUUGUUGAAAGUCAACACGUUGCGGACAUUGAACAUCAACAUGUCAUUGAGGAUCACCACGAUGUUCACCAUGAUAUCCACCACUACGAUCAUCACGAUCAUCACGAUCAUCAUGAUCAUCAUGAUCAUCAUGACCAUCAUGACCAUCACGAUCCUGGAUAUUGGAAAAAGAAGGUAACUUGGAAAAAAGGUUGGAAAAAGAUAUGGAAACCAGCCCAAAAGAAGAUAUGGAAACCUCAAUGGAAAAAAUAUUGGAAACCUAUUUGGGUACCAACCCAGAAACCUGCUUGGAAAGAAAUCCAAGUUCCAGACUGGAAAAAGAUAUGGAAACCAAUAUGGAAACCUAUUCAAGUUCCAGCAUGGAAAGAAAUUCAGGUUCCUGAUUGGAGGAAAAUUUGGAAGCCAAUUUGGAAACACAUCCAAGUUCCAGCUUGGAAGGAAAUUCAAGUUCCUGAUUGGAAAAAAAUUUGGAAACCAGUAUGGAAAGAAAUUUCCGUUCCAGCAUGGAAAGAUAUUCAAGUACCAGCAUGGAAAAAAUAUUGGUACCCCGUGUGGGUUAAAGAAGGAAUUCAUGGUGAACAUUAUUUAGGGAAAGAUCACGAUGGAAGUGAAUACACUGCACAUGAUAUUUGGAAAAAGAAAAUCGUAUGGAAAGCUGCAUGGAAGAAGUAUUGGAAACCAGCUAAAAAGCAAAUAUGGGUUAAAGAUAAGAAAUUAGAAUGGAAGGAAGCUUGGAAACAAAUUUGGAGAACCGAAAAGAAACAAAUUUGGGUCUCUGAUAAGAAAUUAGCUUGGAAGGAAGCAUGGAAACAAAUAUGGCGAACGGAAAAGAAACAAAUUUGGGUCUCUGAUAAGAAACUCGUUUGGAAAGAGGCUUGGAAACAAAUAUGGAGAACUGAAAAGAAGCAAAUCUGGAUUCCUGACAAAAAACUGGAAUGGAAGGAAGCUUGGAAACAAAUAUGGAUACCGGAUUACAAACAAAUUUGGGUUCCUGGUUGGAAGGAAAUUUGGAAACCAGUUAUUAUUCAAGAAUGGUUCCCGACCCCAGACCACCAUGACCAUCAUGACCAUCACGAACACCAUGGUUGGGAUAGAUCAGAUGCAAAUGUAACAAAAACUGAAGUGUAACAUUUUAAGUUAUAAUACAUAUUAAGUUAACAAAACCAAAUAUACUAAUUCCAUUGAAUUAGAAAACGGAUUUCUCUAAAUGGAAUAGGCAUGAGUGUAAUACAUGGAAAUCAUCAUGGAAAAGAAAUACACUUAACACGUUGUGUACCAAGGUGUGUAAAUAUUAAGAGUGUAAUAAAAAAACUAAAUGCGUGCCAUAAAUAAAAAUUUUGAUACAAAAAAAUCAAGGAACUUAAUAAUAAAUAAGAAUGUAUAAUUAAAUUAUAUUAUUCUAAUGUCAUUGGAAAGUACUGUGAUGUUAUAUUAAAAUAUUCUCGUAAUUUUAAUAUUACAUCAUAUACCCUAUGAUAAAAAAAA
This is a messenger RNA of Sitophilus oryzae (rice weevil), 1855 nucleotides long. RefSeq lists its product as uncharacterized. NCBI's taxonomy places the organism in Eukaryota, Metazoa, Arthropoda, Insecta, Coleoptera, Curculionidae. The record is from RefSeq and is a predicted model, not a curated record. The coding region runs from base 71 to 1498 and encodes 475 amino acids. The transcript is spliced from 4 exons.